GACAUAUGGAAGUUGGUGGUUAUACAUAGAUAAACAUAGAUAUAUACAUUUGAAUUAUUGCAAAAACUGUUACCUAUCGAAUGAUGAAAAUACUUCUACUUGUGGGUGUGGUUCUCCUUGAGGGAAGUUUUGCCAAACCGUGCUGCAUGCCGGACCAGUGGAGCGCCGUCACUGUCGACACAGUUGGUGAGUACAACCGUGACCUUGACUCUGCGUCCUUGCUGUACGGCUCUCGCACGUACUACCAUGACAACAACGCCAGCGCCAUUGCCUACUUCGAGGUAUCUGACAACACAACAGCGCAUAAACAUGUCUCCAAACAUGUCAUCAAGAACUUCAAACAGAUGAAAAUGUACACAAUUGUUGGAAAGACUUGCACGACUGAAGAUCUUCAAAACAAGAUGCCCCCAGCCUGUAUUCCUGACGAUGCUACGAGUUUUGGUCACCACAUGUAUCCAGGAGGUGUGAGCGUUGACACGUGGUUUUGGAAAGACUCGUCCUCUGGUGCCAGUGUGAGGUUAGGCGUCUCCUCUGACAGGUGUCUGCCCAUUACAGAGUCCAAUCUCUCCAGUGGCCCAGAUUACAUACUGCGGACGAGCUUGUAUCAGAAUGUGACAACGGGAAUACGCGAUCCGAUGGCAUUUUUUGUACCAACUUUCUGUACUUAGUGACUG
Messenger RNA from Mya arenaria, 674 nucleotides. RefSeq lists its product as uncharacterized. The transcript has 5 exons. Bases 81 to 668 code for a protein of 195 amino acids. Gene Ontology annotation, cellular component: lysosome; extracellular region. Gene Ontology annotation, molecular function: calcium ion binding. NCBI's taxonomy places the organism in Eukaryota, Metazoa, Mollusca, Bivalvia, Myida, Myidae. Gene Ontology annotation, biological process: cell-matrix adhesion. The record is from RefSeq and is a predicted model, not a curated record.